CCUACCAGCAGCAGCAGCAGCAUGGCCCAGCACCUGCCGAAUGCAAGCGCCUUGUUUGAGCUCCACGAGCACAUUGUGAACAAGCGCCUCGACGAUGGACGCAUGUACGACGACGACCACCCGCUCGCGUACCCGCAGCGGUCGGCGACCGCCGCCAAGUACCGGCAAUGGCGGCUCUGCGACGACGCGCUCUCCAAGUACAAGGAGGUCGCACGCUCUGGGCAGCACAAGCAGCAGCAAAAUGCGUACAUUGAGGCCGUCCUCUGCACGGGCAGCGCGCUCGCCCCGAAAAUCACCGCCCAAUGGUUCCACUGCCUCAAGCGCCAAGAAGCGCAGGGCCAAUGCGCGCUCGUCACGCGCCUCCUCGAGCGCAGCCUCCGCGUCGAAGGCCAAGCGCUGCUGCGGCACAUGGCCCCCGAGUUCCACCCGACAACGCUGUAGCUCGAAUCAUUUCUUGCAUGUAAAAGGCUCUCAUGUCCGUAAGUAGCAAGGGAAUACAUGG
Messenger RNA from Saprolegnia parasitica CBS 223.65, 502 nucleotides. RefSeq lists its product as hypothetical. The record is from RefSeq and is a predicted model, not a curated record. The coding region runs from base 22 to 441 and encodes 139 amino acids. NCBI's taxonomy places the organism in Eukaryota, Oomycota, Saprolegniomycetes, Saprolegniales, Saprolegniaceae. The transcript is spliced from 2 exons.